Messenger RNA from Ostreococcus tauri, 1290 nucleotides. Its product is annotated as Rubisco LS methyltransferase, substrate-binding domain. Gene Ontology annotation, molecular function: protein-lysine N-methyltransferase activity. Gene Ontology annotation, biological process: peptidyl-lysine monomethylation. The coding region runs from base 1 to 1290 and encodes 429 amino acids. NCBI's taxonomy places the organism in Eukaryota, Viridiplantae, Chlorophyta, Mamiellophyceae, Mamiellales, Bathycoccaceae. Gene Ontology annotation, cellular component: nucleus. The transcript has a single exon. The record is from RefSeq and is a predicted model, not a curated record.
AUGCGCACGACGACGGCGACGCGAGCGAUUCGCGCGGACGACGCGCUCGUGCGGCUCCCGCGAAAAGCCGCCCUGUGCGUGCUCGAAGGCGAGGCGAACCCGAUCGAGGAUUUCGUCACGGACGCGUUGUGGGAUGCCAUCGGUGACGCGAAGUGGACGCUACGAUUGGCGCUCGUGUUGUUGCGAGAGCGAAAGUUGGGAGCGGAGAGCGCGUUCGCGGCGUACGUGUCCCAGCUGCCGCGACGGUACGACUUGAUCGGAUCGUACAGCGAUGAGGAAGUGCGGGCGAUGCAGUAUCCACUGUCGGGAAAGAUGGCGAGAGAGCAGCGGGAUGAGAACGCGGAGGCGAUCAGAUUGGUGAGGAAACACGCCGCGACGGGUGGGGCGUUGGCGGCGACGUCGGACGAGGAAAUCGUAUGGGCGCUCGACACCGUUCGCUCGCGCGUGUUCAGCGGAAGGUUGGUGGAUAGCGAUAAACUCAGGGCGAAGCUACUCCCGCGCUCGCUCGCGGUGGGGAUGUGCUUCUUAACUUUCAUGACGGCUUCCUCAGCGGAGGGUCGAUGGUUGGCGGUUUUCGCUGUGCUAGCGCUCACAGUCUUCGACAGUACGAGCAACACCGAGCGCGAUAGCAAGACGGCGUACGUGCUCAUGCCUCUGAUCGACGCUUUCAAUCACAAGACGAUGAUCAAGACGGAGUUCGAAUUUGAUAGAGGUGCGUUUGUCUUGCGAGCGCCAAAAGACUACGAAACUGGCGAAGAAGUGCUCAUCUCGUACGGAGUGUUGAAUAACGACGAGUUGAUCACUCGCUACGGGUUCGUCGACGUCGACAACGUCGCGGACAUCUAUCGCUUCGAGGGUUUGAUGUCAUACUUGCAGGCUUCAUACGAUCCGAUGAAGCGUGCACUCGGUGCUGACCAGAAACGUCUCUCGACGCUCAAGCGAACGCAUCCGGAAUUGGAUCAAGCGUUGUGGGAGGGUAACUUUAUCUCUGACGGGAACGCCGACCCUAAAUUGUUGUGGGCACUUCGAACAGUCUUGGCCACACCCGAGGAGUACGCCGCGGCCAAGGGCGUUGACGGAUUUAAGCUUGGCGGCGGCGCGCCGGAGAGACGCGCCGCGGACGCCGUUCGUGCCGCCGUCGAAUCAAGACUCGCUGAGUAUCCGACGACGAUCGAGGAGGACGAAGAGGCGUUGAAAACGGCGAAUGGGAACGAGCGAACGGCGAUUCAGUAUAGAAUUCGCAAAAAACGCAUCCUUCGCGACGCGAGCCGAAUUUAUAAGACGUCUUGA